CCAAACCAAACCAAACCAAACGGAAACAGAGACACAGUACUCUGUGAGUGAGAGAGAGAGACAGAGAGAGAGAGAGAGAGAGAGAGGAAAACCCAGAAAUCCAAGCACUUCCCCUCUUUGUCUCUCUGUAUCUGUAUCUGUCCCUGUCUUUAUUUCUCUCCCCAUUUGAUCGGAGCCUCUCAUUCUUUGUACAGAACCGUCCUCGUUACUGUACGAUCAGUACCCCUCUCGUCCGGUUUCGAAGAAUCGAAACCCCCCCUCCCGAGUUCGUACAAUGGAGCGGUAUGGUCGGGCUACUGAAGGCUCUCAGUCCGAUCCGUCGCAGGAAUGGACCGCUCCGGUACCCGAAAUCGGACUUGAAGUGCCUAUGUGGCAGUUGGGAUUGGGCGGUGCAGAUUCUUACCCGGAACGGCCGGACGAGGCCGAUUGUAUCUACUAUCUGCGAACCGGGUUUUGUGGGUACGGCCCACGGUGUCGGUUCAAUCAUCCCCGUGACCGCGGCACGGUAAUAGGAGCUGCAAGACCUGGAGGGGAGUACCCAGAGCGAGUGGGCCAGCCUGUGUGCCAGUAUUAUAUGAGGACGGGGACAUGUAAAUUUGGUGCUUCUUGUAAAUACCACCAUCCUCGGCAGGGAGGCGAAUCUACCCCUGUACAACUAAAUUAUUAUGGGUACCCGUUACGUCUGGGUGAAAAAGAGUGUUCCUACUAUGUAAAAACCGGGCAGUGCAAGUUUGGUGCGACAUGUAAAUUCCAUCAUCCACAGCCAGCUGGCAUGCAAGUUCCAGCAGCAUCAUUAGCACCACCAAUUGCAGCUAUGCCUACACCCACAUUACAUCCAGGUGUGCAUUCUUCAUCUGUUCCUUCCUCCCAACAAUAUGGGGUAGUUGUUGCAAGGCCUCCUCUGCUACCGGGCUCAUAUGUUCAAAGCCCUUAUGGUCAUGUGCUGCUACCAAGCAUGGUUCCCUUUCCGGGUUGGAGUCCUUACCCGGCACCCAUAAGCCCAGUCCCCUCUCCUAAUUCUCAGCCCACUAUCGGUUCUGGGCAGCUUUAUGGGAUGACACCCUUGUAUCCAGGAACACCCACCUAUACUGGAACUUAUCAGUCUUUACCUUCUUCUGUUGGUCCCUCAAGCAGUAGUCAGAAGGAAUACUCACUUCCAGAAAGACCCGGCCAACCAGAAUGUCAGCAUUACUUGAGAACAGGAGAUUGCAAAUUUGGCUCCUCAUGUAGAUAUCAUCAUCCACCUGAAUUAGUUGCAUCCAAAACAAAUAGCUCCAUUGGUCUUCCUCUACGUCCUGGUGCACCUCCUUGUGUUCAUUAUGCUCAACGUGGAGUAUGCAAGUUUGGGCUUGCAUGCAAAUAUGAUCACUCAUUGGGAACAUUGAGCUACAGUUCAUCUGCAUAUUCUCUUGCCGAUAUGCAAGUUGCGCCCUACCCUGUGGGAUCUUCAAUUGGUACGCUAGCCCCGUCAUCUUCAUCUUCAGAGUUGAGGCCUGAAUUUAUUUCAGGAUCCAGCAAGGACCCUUCAUCGAGAAUGUCUUCGUCAAUGAGCACUUCUAGUGGAUCAGUCGGUUCAACUUUCUCAAAGAGUGAACCUAUUCCACAUUUGACUAUAGAACAGUCUGCUCAGGGUUCUUGCCCUUCAACUGGCAGCAGCAGUGGUGGCACUGGGGCUCGCUCUUCAAACUAAGCUACAUCAAGUCAUCCUUUUUAUUACACUUUGACCAAAUGUCAUGAGCCAAAACAUCAUUUUUUGGUGGAAGUCCUCAAAAGGAGGCUUCAUUUCUCAGUUAUCAAUGUUCCACGGUUCAGAUCUAGCACACAGCAGCUUUAAUCAUCUCUAUGUUCACAUAGUCUUUUUAUGGCCAUGUCCUACAUCUUGAAUAAACCAUGGCCAAACUUCUAAAAGUUUAGCAUACUCCGUAUAGCAUUCCACCUUAAUUCUGAAUAACCAUGAAAGAACCUGCAAUUCUAUUAGGCAACUCUGUGUCCAACUCUCUCCAUUUUUUUGGAGGAGUUGUGUUUAUUUCAUCCAAUCCCUCUUCAAAUGAAAAAAAUGCGUUCCAUAGUGUUUUUUCUUUUACAUUGACAGCGUCAAUGUCUCUCUUUUUUAUUUCACUUUGAUAUGGGGAAAAAAGCUUCCAAUUCAUCUUAGAAAGGACUUUGAAGGUCUUAUUGUUCCCUCACUUUUUGUCUUAGGGUCUAUCAUGAAAAAGGGAAGGAAUCAAGAGACGCCAAGGAGGCAUCAGGCUGCUUCAUUGUGUGAGAUCAGAUACAGUCAUAUUGUUGCAAAUAUGCUUGACUUGUUUCUUGAUAAGUUUAUUAUGAAAUACAAAUAUAUGAAGAAACACCCUGGGAUGUAUAAUAAUUGUUCCCUUCCUUUUCUCCAUUUAUAAAUGUGAUCUUAUCUUA
Juglans microcarpa x Juglans regia is the source of this 2412-nucleotide messenger RNA. RefSeq names its product zinc finger CCCH domain-containing protein 58-like. The transcript is spliced from 7 exons. Bases 275 to 1690 code for a protein of 471 amino acids. Lineage: Eukaryota; Viridiplantae; Streptophyta; Magnoliopsida; Fagales; Juglandaceae. Gene Ontology annotation, molecular function: mRNA binding; metal ion binding. The record is from RefSeq and is a predicted model, not a curated record.